GCAAAUGGGCUUGCCCAACACAUGAGCUUCCGUCCGUCCGUCCGUCCGACGCCCCCAAGGCCGGCCCCAUUCCUACCUUCCUCUCUCUCACCCGUCAUCGCCUCCUCCGACCUUCACCACCGACGGCGGCGAUGCAGGCGGCGGUGUGGAGGCGUCACCUCCUCGACCACCACCUCUCCCCCACCACCUCGGCCGCCAUCGCCGCCUUCAGAUCCGCCUCCCAGCCCGCGCUCACUCCCCAAGGGUUGUGUGGAGCGGAUGGCGCGAGGUACAUGUCGUCCGCGAGGGCGCCGGCUGUCAAGGGGUCGGGGUAUCUCGUCCGCAAGGGCACCGGAGGGAGGUCUUCUGUGAGUGGAAUUGUAGCUACGGUGUUUGGAGCUACUGGGUUUCUUGGACGCUAUCUUGUGCAACAACUUGCAAAGAUGGGAUCUCAAGUGCUUGUCCCGUUCAGAGGUUCUGAGGAUUGCCACCGCCACCUGAAGUUGAUGGGUGACUUGGGCCAGAUUGUGCCAAUGAAAUACCAUCCAAGAGAUGUGGAUUCAGUCAAGGCUGUCAUGGCCAGGUCAAAUGUGGUCAUUAACCUCAUAGGACGGGAGUAUGAAACAAGGAACUACGGCUUCGAAGAAGUAAACCAUCAUAUGGCUGAACAACUUGCAAUGAUUGCUAAGGAGCAUGGGGGUAUCAUGAGAUUUAUCCAGGUUUCUUGCCUAGGGGCAUCACCCUCUUCUGGAUCUAGAAUGUUGAGGGCAAAAGCUGCAGGAGAGGAAUCAGUCUUGAAAGAAUUUCCUGAGGCUACAAUCGUGAGGCCUGCAACCAUGAUUGGCACAGAAGACCGGAUUUUGAACAACUGGGCACAUUUCGCAAAGAAUUGGGGCUUCCUCCCACUUGUUGGCGGUGGAUCUACAAAGAUUCAGCCUGUUUAUGUUAUAGAUGUUGCUGGUGCUAUUGUCAACUCCCUGAAGGAUGAUGGCACAAGCAUGGGGAAGACAUAUGAACUAGGCGGACCGGAAAUUUACACAGUCCAUGAGCUGGCUGAGCUGAUGUACGAGACAAUCCGUGAAUGGCCUAGAUAUGUUAAUGUUCCUCUUCCUGUUGCAAGGGCCAUUGCUUCACCGAGGGAAAUGUUGCUAAACAAAGUGCCUUUUCCUUUGCCAACCCCAUCCAUUUUCAACUUAGAUCAGAUCUAUGCAUUCUCUACGGACAACAUCGUGUCUGAAAAUGCUCUGUCUUUCAAGGACCUCGGAAUCAUUCCUCACAAGCUGAAGGGGUACCCGGUGGAGUUCCUCGUGAGCUACAGGAAGGGUGGACCAUCUUUUGGCUCUACUGUGAGCGAGAAGAUGACAAGCUCGGAGAUGUAGCCUCCUACCAUUCAUGAAUACACUGUAGAUUUAAUCCUUCAGUUGCAGAUACAUUGUUGUGUUUAUUGUCUGGCCAUCUGUCGCCGCAGCUGCUCCUGCCAGCUACUCACAGUGGGUAGGACCGAAUUCCAUGCAUGGCUCCUGCUCUUGUUUACAUCAAUAAGUAAGAACGCUCAUAUUUUUGUGUAAUUUUGAGUUGAGAUGCAAGUGAAGCGAAUCAUUUCAACCGUGACGAAACAAUUGCGUGUGAUUUCAGAGCAUAAUCAUCCUUGAUUCUAUGAACA
Molecule: messenger RNA, 1642 nt
Organism: Phragmites australis (common reed)
Lineage: Eukaryota; Viridiplantae; Streptophyta; Magnoliopsida; Poales; Poaceae
Product: NADH dehydrogenase [ubiquinone] 1 alpha subcomplex subunit 9, mitochondrial-like
Exons: 12
Coding region: 132-1358 (408 amino acids)
Cellular component (GO): mitochondrion
Molecular function (GO): protein-containing complex binding
Source: RefSeq, a predicted model, not a curated record